AUGCCGCAGUCUACAUUUCGACAAUCCCACCCCGUGGGGACUCAUCUCCCUCUGGCGAAGUUCUCAUACACCACGACGCCUGCAGCCCAUCUCGGCCCCUUGGCCUGGUGCCACAUCAAUGGCUGUGGUGAUCUUGCUUGUGUAUUCGAACAAUUCUCCAGCGGCGACAGAGCCUACAUUCUGAUAAUGAAAGUUAUUCAGAAUGAUUCCACCAUCCUGGAGCAAAUUGACGUUGCACGAUUUGUUCGUUCUCAGCCUCAGUCCGGAUCGACGCAGCCUGGAUCACUUCCGAAGCCGCCCUUUGCAGUUGUGGUCAAGUCACCCUGUCUCGCAGUAAAAUAUCCGCUCAAUGGAUCGACCCGCCGAUUUCAGGUCAAAUUCCUAAUGGAGCGGGACUAUUACACGGCCCUUUCCGUACUGAGCGAGAUCAACUGCCCACUAACCGAAGGCAAUACAUCUUCGAUGCAGCCACCACGCAGAGCGCCCUCGUCCUCAUCUUGGGCAUCGUCAUCACAGGCGCCGACUGUACUUUUGAAUGAGGGAAUCACUGCGAUGACUCCUGAGAGCAAUGCCGCAUUUCCCUUCUACCCAAUGACCAGACACUGGUCGGGCGGUAUGACCACACCUCAAUCUGCAUACCCAGCGACCGGCACGAUUACCAAUGCUACCUCGGAUAUUUGCCGGACACCAGCGCGACCACAGUGCGUAUCUCGAAUCCCAGAAGUCCAACCUCCACCCACAUUGCCGAACCCAGUUGUUCCUGAAAAGGGCAUCACAACGGAGACUCCAGAAUUAAGACCUGCUGCAACUCCAGCAUACCAUGAUAUCCAAGAGCUCGACCAGGCGUUGCCCCCAAAGAGAUCCCUACCAUUCCCUAAGCCCGGGGCUAAAAGACAACGAACGGCCUCCGCCAAUGGAAAGUCCGCACGACAACGUACCACAUCCGAACCCUCCAGAAAUGUUCGACGUGGAAACCAAACAAGUCGUGGUGUACUCGAACGCCAGGAUUCUAUCGUGUCGAACGCGACGUCUCACUCACUCACACAGACACAACCCUACCCAGAAUCAAAUCAGAUCCCUAAUAUGUCACAAGAGCCUGAGAGCACGCAGAUCUGGUCUCAACGGGAAAACAACGAAAAUCAACGACCUCCUCAACAUCUAGAUGCAACAAUGGCGGCGGUAAGUGGCUCCGAAACCGUAAAUGAUGUUCAAGUACCACGGUCGCCAUCGCCAGAACAAAGAAGUGCACCCUCUUGUGAAGAUCAGCUCGCUGCGUAUCUCUCUGCUCCAAGCAACGAGCGUAUUGCGUUCCUCGAAAACUGGAUGUGCGAACUCAUCGAGGACGACAAGUUCAUGGCUCUGUGUGAGGAUGUUGACUCAACUUGGAGACGAUUUGCUUUCGGGAUCAAGAGAUAG
This is a messenger RNA of Penicillium argentinense, 1416 nucleotides long. RefSeq lists its product as uncharacterized. NCBI's taxonomy places the organism in Eukaryota, Fungi, Ascomycota, Eurotiomycetes, Eurotiales, Aspergillaceae. The coding region runs from base 1 to 1416 and encodes 471 amino acids. The record is from RefSeq and is a predicted model, not a curated record. The transcript has 4 exons. Gene Ontology annotation, biological process: reciprocal meiotic recombination.